Molecule: messenger RNA, 2445 nt
Organism: Pochonia chlamydosporia 170
Lineage: Eukaryota; Fungi; Ascomycota; Sordariomycetes; Hypocreales; Clavicipitaceae
Exons: 3
Coding region: 1-2445 (814 amino acids)
Source: RefSeq, a predicted model, not a curated record
AUGGCAGAACUUACAGUCGGGUAUGUUUCUGGUCUUAUCGCCAUUGCGGUGUUCAUUGUCCGAUUGAUAAUUCCGCUGGCAAUCAGUCUCGUUCUCGCUGGUGUUUUGCGAGAUGAAAACACAGCCAUCACUUGGUCAGUGGCCGGCCGCGCUAUACAGAGCUCAUAUUGGCCUACCAUCUUGGGCGCAGAAUCUACAGCUACACGUCGAGUUCGAAAAGACAUUGUUUUUCUGACACAGCUGGUUACAUUGAUGUACAUCCUCAUCUCUGUUGCCAGUGUCGUCACACCCUUUGGUUUAUACGAAGAGCUAGUCCCUGGAGGCAGUGUCGACGUGGAGUUUGAAUAUGUCAAAGACACAUCGCCCAUGGGUUAUGGAACUCCGCAAAGAAGCCCUCUUGGCUUCAGUCGCAAAUGCGGCGCUUUUUCUCCUGUUGCAUGCCCUGGGUCUAACACAGUAGUCAUCACGUCCAAGAAGGGGUCUUCGAUCAUAUCCGAUCUGCCAUAUGGCUACAACACCAGCAUACCACAGUCCCUCGUGGACCUCUAUUCAAGUGGUACGAGCGGGAACGGCACCACAGUUUCAAACCUCUUCGAUAUCGAAUGGAGAAACUACCACUCCGAGCAGGAGAGGCAAAUCAACAACGGGUCCAGAUUUCUAGUGGGAUCGUUUCGACAUCUCCAAACCAUGUUGUUGAACGAUGCGGUGGAACCUGUGGAAGGUCUGUUGGUCGACACUAAGAACGGCGGCGUCGGCUUCAGACAUCAUACUCUUCCAAAGGAAGUCAAGCAUGGGGUGGAAUGGACAGAGGAUUUGUUGUUCAUUGAGCCUGAAACCGAGUGCGUCAAUACGAACCUGACCUUGGAUUUCACCAUUGGGUCUAUUUUAAAGAAUCCGGCCAGCAGAGAGCGCACGCCCAUUGAGAGUCUCGUCCUGACAGAUCGCGGCGGGUUUGUCAACUUGAACAAGACUCUUCCAUAUUACGACCGCAGCAACAUGCAACUCAAUCCAGACCUCAGGGGAAGAGCUUACAUGGCCGCUUGGGCAACAAAUGCCCUCACCAUGCAUUACUUCAAUGUCAGCAAUCCAAACCCAGACGCCUUUUCGUACAUGAACUCCGCGAUUGGCAAGUCUUUCCAGCUGAGCUCCCGAAAUGCGGACUACUUCUUCGACGCCCUCACCACGUCCACGCGGUGGGAUCGGUUCUUAAACUUUGGUUUGUUUACUAAUUCAUCGAGCUAUAAACCACCACCGAACCCAUUUCAAAUCAAUUCCGGCAACUUCAGCAUGGUGCCUACACUCUGCAGCGGUGCUGGCGGGAAGGAUCUCGGAAACAUUACGAACAUUGCAGUAGUUUGCGGACUGAUAUAUGGUGCGCCCAGACGACAGGACGGAAGUGAGCAAUUUACAUUUGACGAGGGGAGCAGUUGGACCAUUCCUCUUUAUAGCUGUGCUACCGCUGUUAAAGCUACAGUCAAGUCGGUUGACCUGCGGGCGAACGGCACUCUUGGUUUACGCAGCUUGAAUGUCGUCAAUCUUCGAAACAAGGUCUACAAGAGUGAGCAGGACAAACCACUUUGGGGGAUUGAAGAUGCUAACAUGACUCUUGCGGAUGCAAUGCCGCUUUGGGGUCUGAUAGCGCCGUCCUAUGAAGGACACCGAAAUGUGUCAACUGUACGCAAAGAAUCGCUUUAUCUGUCUUCGUUCGCUGGUAUAGCAGCAAGUGGUCUAGCUUCCAGCGUUCAAUACCUCCCUGGAGUCGAGUUUUAUGUGGAUGCGUUAAGAACCGCGUACAAUAUCGGCCCAAGCUCGAUUGCUCUUCUCGGCGGCACAAUCAUCGACUACUCGGGCCGUACGAACAUGGCCAUGUACGCCAAGUGGCAGCAACUUUCGCGAACAGAGAAUGCCACGAGCAAGAUCCUGAAUUUGAUAUGGACUGAUGUGUCCGCCAGUGCUGUAAUGGGCACCAAGGGAGUGCUAGGACCAAGAAAGUCGAGCGAAACAGGUCGUCCAGUCCGAGUUGCUGUAAAGCAGAUCGUUCGGCGGGUCAAGUGUCGUCUUGCAUUCGCAGUAGUUUCAUAUGUGGUUGCAGCGUUGUGCUUUCUCGUUACCGUUGCGGCGCUUGUAUUUUGGAUCAUGGGCGGCACCAACAUCGCCACGAUGAAGCGCCAGAUUCGCCAAACUUCGACGGGUCGGAUAUUGACAGCGUUUUUGUAUCCUCAGGGACCUGGUCUCAGGGCUAAGACUGGGGAUUGGGUGCCGGCUGUUGGUACGAAAUAUGUGAAUCUCUCGGAGACGCCUCCAACAGGACGAAAAGUCGACGAUGAGGGCCAAGAUGGGGGUUCUGAUGGAAGUCAUGGAGCUGGGAACGAGAAUAAUAAUGUUACCAAUGCUGUAUUUGUGAGUGCUACAGAUGACGGUAUGCAAAAGGCACAUCCCCGUUGA